AUGAAGAUCUUCUCCUUCUUCACUGCCGUCUCGGCAAUUCUAUCAUGUACGGCUGUCGUCUCCGCGCAGUCCGACCCCGAUCCGAUUGGCACCAUCUACGAUGGCCAUGUGCCAGCCAAUCUAUAUGGAUCGAGCUACCCCUACCCUUGGCCGGUGAAGCUGUUCAACUUCUACAAUCAGCGCCAGAACCUUACGAUGGCGUUCAUGGACAUCCCGGCAAGGAAACACAACAAGCAUACGAAGACCGCCGUCUUGCUGCACGGUGGGAACUUCUGCGGCGUCACAUGGUCCGAUACGGCGCGCCAACUGUCGGCCGCGGGCUACCGAGUGAUCUUGCCCGACGACAUCGGCUUCUGCAAAUCGAGCAAGCCACAAGGCUAUUCUUACAACGUACAGCAGCAGGCGUUGAACAUCCACAGCCUCCUCACUGCGCUAGGCAUCGACCAAGUCACCGUAAUCGGCCAUUCGAUGGGUGGCAUGAUUGCCGCUCGCUACGGUCUCAUGUACCCAAACAACGUUCGACAGCUUUUCCUCGUUAAUCCCCUGGGCCUGGAGGACUGGGUAGCGAAGGGUGUUCCCUAUCUGUCAAUCGACGCGUCGUACGAGAGCGGUGUUGUGUCGAAUUUCACCACUCUCAAGGCCUAUGAGCACGCCAACUACUUUCCCAAUGCCCCCUGGAAGCCUGAAUAUGAUGCCUGGGUCCACAUGCUAGCCGAUAUCUACGCCGGCGACUAUGGCUCCGAGUAUUCGUAUGUGAUGGCUCUUGUCACCGAUGCCUUACUCAGUCAACCUGUCAUCUACCAGCUGCCUCUCCUGCAGACACGUACCUAUCUCUUGGUAGGAGACAGCGACGUCUCGGCGCUUGGCAAAGCGUGGUCAUCCCCUGCUGUCGCUGCGAAACUCGGCCAUUAUCAUGAGCUCGGUCCUGCUGCCGCUGCCAUGAUCCCCAACUGCAAGCUCCACAUGUUCCCCGGUCUAGGACAUGCGCCCUUCCUCCAGGACCCCAAAACGUUUUACGACGUGCUGCUUUCUUGGCUGGACUAG
Penicillium mononematosum is the source of this 1044-nucleotide messenger RNA. Its product is annotated as alpha/beta fold hydrolase. NCBI's taxonomy places the organism in Eukaryota, Fungi, Ascomycota, Eurotiomycetes, Eurotiales, Aspergillaceae. Bases 1 to 1044 code for a protein of 347 amino acids. The transcript has a single exon. The record is from RefSeq and is a predicted model, not a curated record.